AUGGAGAUUUCUAAGUUGAACAAGCAAAUUUACAAAGCUAAUUUUCCACUGUGGGAUGUUCGUCUCGAUGGUUUCUUGGAGGAUCAGUUGCGGGUUUUGAUCGCUCAGUUAGACAAGAAAAUAAAAGUUGCAGAUAGAAAACUUGACAGGUUUAAGGAAAAUCAGAUUUUGAUGGAUGAAUUUGCAACGAGAAUGCUUUACGGUUCUCAAAUCAUGGAGAAUAACAUGAACAGAAGUAACAGUGUCAAGAAUUUUAGCAACUUUCAUCAGCUUUUCUAUGAUGUCAUGCCAUUGCCCGUUAACUGUUUCCUGCCAGGGCAGAGCUCGUAUUUGAUUCCAUCAAAUUCAAACUUGCAGAUUUUCUCUGAUUACCAAACAACGAGUCUGAGUAGAAAAUUAAUGGACAGAAAUAGUAACAGCAGCAACUUAGCUAACUUGCAACUGCAACCGUUCUCUGAUCCGAAGCCAUUGGGUGUUCAACUACCAAUGCAUUCCCAGCAAAUCCAGACUUCUCCAGGGACUUCAACAAGUCCAAGUUUUCUGGAAGAUCUGACAAUGAUGGUCAAUGAUCAGUACACCGGAGUUAUGCAUGAUUUGGAGAGGUUAGAUGCAUGUGGUGAGAGCUUAGCAGGGAUUGGAAGGACUGGAAGGCGUCUUUGUGCACGAAGCUGA
Messenger RNA from Manihot esculenta (cassava), 672 nucleotides. RefSeq lists its product as uncharacterized. Bases 1 to 672 code for a protein of 223 amino acids. Lineage: Eukaryota; Viridiplantae; Streptophyta; Magnoliopsida; Malpighiales; Euphorbiaceae. The record is from RefSeq and is a predicted model, not a curated record. The transcript is spliced from 2 exons.